AUGAACGGAAAGAACAAAAUGAUUGAACAGCAAAAACCUGCUGCUGGGUCUGGCUCUGGCUCAAGCUCAGCCUCAGCAUGGCCAAAAUAUUCCAUCGGUGCCAGUGCUAUUCCUACCCGUUUCAGCUUCAUGAAGCCAGCAAAUCUUCCUAUCUGCCCUACUUCAUUUAACGGUGUGAACCCAAAACCCUAUUCCAUGAAUCAGGUUGGUGGUGCCGGUUCCAGUGCUGGGGCAAGUAGCAGUGCAACUAAGACCAGUUUCAUCCAAGGGUGCCAUUCCUUUGCCGUGGGAGGUGAAAAAACCAACACAGAUAAACCCCCAAUGCCUCCAGUGGAGAACUCUGCCAGAACUGAGGCGGCCAAUGUGGAUGUUGCUCAGGUUCGUGGGGGUCAUCACCCGGAACAAAACAUGGACCCCAAAAAGCUUAAACGGGUCAUUUCAAAUCGUCUCUCUGCUCAGAGAUCAAGAAUCAGGAAGAUUCAGCGUCUCUGUGACAUGGAAAAGAAGGUGCAGUCUUUAGAGACACUAGUUGCUGUGCUCUCCUCUAAAGUUCAACGAGAAAAAGACAAGCAUUUCUUGCUGCGAAUCGAGCAACGAGAAUUGCGGGAACGAAUUGAAGCUUUCGCUAACCGCGAAACUAUGGUGGAUGGUAAAGCAUUUCAAGUCUCCUCAUUUCACUGUCAAAACUUUUGUCUUCAACUAAAAAAGAUGGAACAACAUCAAUUCUCGAAUCGAAAAGAGAAGAGCGGAAGUAGAAAGCCUGAGGCAACCGCAGUUCACUCCACAACAACAACAAAUGCAGGUGCAGACAAGGCCUGUUUGGGAACAAGGACUGCCGACUGA
Gossypium raimondii (Peruvian cotton) is the source of this 843-nucleotide messenger RNA. RefSeq names its product basic leucine zipper 34-like. Gene Ontology annotation, cellular component: nucleus. The transcript is spliced from 4 exons. The record is from RefSeq and is a predicted model, not a curated record. Gene Ontology annotation, molecular function: DNA binding; DNA-binding transcription factor activity. Lineage: Eukaryota; Viridiplantae; Streptophyta; Magnoliopsida; Malvales; Malvaceae. The coding region runs from base 1 to 843 and encodes 280 amino acids. Gene Ontology annotation, biological process: positive regulation of DNA-templated transcription.